AUGGAACGAAAUUUCCACGAAUUGCAACCCUAUUACUACAAUCCUGAUAUUAUUACACAAAAAGAUAAUUUGGAAAAUAGUAAAUAUGAGCUACGCGUAGAAGAUAUACGUUUUCAAACUCAUUUCCUUGAUGACAUAUCGGAAGACAUACGUUUCGAAAAGCAAUGCGUUGAUGACAUUCGCAAACUGCGCGAAGAAAUUGCAUAUGAGAGGCUACGCGUAGAAGACAUUACCUUUGGCAAGAUGUGCGUAGAAGAUAUCCGCUUCGAGAACUAUUGCGUUGAUAACAUAUCGAAAGAAGAAAGAGAUGUUGAAAUUGUUGACACAACGGAGGAGCAUGACUUGGUGGUGGCUGGCAACAGGUCGACAGCUAAUCAAGGACCAUGGAUCCUGGAAGAAACGAAGAGAGCUAAAGAGGAGGUUAAAGCGGGCACCUCCUCAAUGAACGAGGGUACAAUCAGUAAAGAAGCAAUUGAGGGUUUGGAUAAUGAUUUUGAACAAGCGAUUAUAACAACCACGGGAAGAGAAGACUUUAAGAGGUACUUUAUUCCCCGGGAGAGUCCUCACUUCGGAGGAAGUAGGGUAGAUGGUUGUUUUGUUACAGAUGCAACAAUGAAUCUGGAACCGCCUGAUGAAAGGCAAAAUGUAGAAAUGGCAAUUAAAGACGCUGACGAUAGAAGUAUGACAGUGGAAGAUGCAGUACUAAAUCCAAAGGCCAAGAAGAAGAAACCGAUGGCAUGUCUACCAAUCAAACACAUAGAACAAUUACCGAAAGAGAAAUGCAGUGAAGAGGAGAAUACCAAGGUACAAAAAAAGAAGCGACACAUUAAAGGUAAAUCGUCGUCCACUGGAAAGCUGACAACGUCUUCACGUAAUCUUUGGGUAUCCGGGUUAUCUUCAUUAACGAGAGCCAGUGAUCUGAAAGGUAUAUUUUUUAAAUAUGGAAAAAUUAUCGGAGCCAAGGUGGUCACCAACACCCGAACUCCGGGUACACGUUGUUAUAGCUACGUAACAAUGUCAUCAUCAUCGGAUGCCAGUCGAAGUGUCGCCAGAAGACAUGUGGAUACAACAAAAAAAUAUGAAGACAAGAAGAUACGAUACACAACUUCUAAGACGAGAGACGACAAAUGUAAAACUAUUGAUACAAAAGACAAUGCAUCAAAGAAACCUGAAGUGGAGAAGGAUAAGCAACGCGAUAAAGAAAAGUCAGCAGGAUACUGUUGUAACGAAGUUGCAGAAAUAGUGAUGAGCAAAUUAAUUCAACAUAGAAAGGAGCAUAGUCAUCGUGAACGUCACUUAGUUGGCGAACAUGACACGAUCACAAACUGA
Bactrocera tryoni is the source of this 1329-nucleotide messenger RNA. RefSeq names its product scaffold attachment factor B1-like. The transcript is spliced from 2 exons. Gene Ontology annotation, molecular function: sequence-specific DNA binding; RNA binding. Gene Ontology annotation, cellular component: nucleus. The record is from RefSeq and is a predicted model, not a curated record. The coding region runs from base 1 to 1329 and encodes 442 amino acids. Gene Ontology annotation, biological process: regulation of transcription by RNA polymerase II; regulation of mRNA processing. NCBI's taxonomy places the organism in Eukaryota, Metazoa, Arthropoda, Insecta, Diptera, Tephritidae.